Molecule: messenger RNA, 3892 nt
Organism: Phyllopteryx taeniolatus (common seadragon)
Lineage: Eukaryota; Metazoa; Chordata; Actinopteri; Syngnathiformes; Syngnathidae
Gene: matk
Product: megakaryocyte-associated tyrosine kinase
Exons: 13
Coding region: 165-1577 (470 amino acids)
Biological process (GO): protein phosphorylation
Molecular function (GO): ATP binding; protein binding; protein tyrosine kinase activity
Source: RefSeq, a predicted model, not a curated record
AGACAGACGCUGGAAUGAGUCUUUGGCCAGCAUCUCCUCCCCUCACUUGUGAUGGACAAUGUUGCCACAGAAUGAGAUGAAGUGCAGCAAAAUAUUUAAUCCCUGAACAAGCAGUCUGUCCGCAUCAGGUGUUCAACAGGACUUCCAAACCGUCUGACCUUCUCAUGGCAAUGAAGAGCUGGACCACGGGUACGCAAUGUGUUGCCAAGGGAGACCACAGCAAGCCCAAACCUGGAGAGCUGUUGUACCACAAAGGAGACAUACUCACUAUUGUUGCCAUGACCACGAGUAAGAGAUGCUACAAAGCCAGACACAAUUCCACAGGAGAUGAAGGGAUCAUAAAUGGGGCCGAUAUACGUGAAAGAGAAGCUCUACGCAUGGAUGCAAGCCUGAGCCUCAUGCCAUGGUUUCACGGGAAGAUCUCAGGCCCAGAGGCUGUCCGCAAGCUGCAACCGGCCCAGGACGGCUUGUUCCUGGUGCGAGAGUCGAUCAGACACCCUGGUGACUACGUGCUGUGUGUCAGCGUCUGUGGGGAAGUCAUCCACUACCGAUUGAUGUAUCAGGACAACAAGCUGACCAUUGACAACAAGCAGCAUUUCUACAACCUCAUUGACAUGAUAGAGUUCUACUCGCAGAACAAGGGUGCCAUUGCUCAAACUCUACUGAAGCCAAAACCAAAACAUGGAGUUAAGUCAGCUGAGAUGGAACUGACAAAAGGUGGAUGGCUGCUGGACAUCACCACACUGACAUUUGGACACAUUAUUGGAGAGGGGGAGUUUGGUGCUGUGUUCGAAGGCGAAUAUUUGGGCCAGCGGGUGGCAGUAAAGACCAUUAAGUGUGAUGUCACAGCUCAGGCCUUCCUGCAGGAGACCACAGUGAUGACGAAGCUACAACAUAAAAACCUGGUGCGCUUGCUGGGUGUCAUCCUGCAUAAAGGCCUUCUUAUUGUCACAGAGCUCAUGACUAAGGGAAAUCUGUCAAACCUCCUCAGGACAAGAGGCCGUUCACUUGUCAGCUCCGUGCAGCUUCUUCGUUUUGCACUCGACGUGUGUGAGGGAAUGGACUACCUGGAAUCCAAGAAACUGGUUCACAGAGACCUGGCGGCUCGCAACAUCUUGGUGUCUGACAAUGAUGUGGCCAAGGUCAGCGACUUCGGCUUGACUAGGACGACCUCCAGGGUGUGGGAUAACCAACGUGCCAAACUGCCUGUUCGCUGGAGUGCCCCUGAAGCUCUGAGGAAAGAGAAAUACUCCACAAAGUCAGAUGUUUGGAGUUAUGGUGUUCUUCUAUGGGAAAUCUUCUCCUAUGGUCGUCAACCAUACCCAAAGAUGUCUCUAAAGGAGGUGAUAGAGCGAGUGGAGGGUGGCUAUCGCAUGGAGGCACCAGGGGACUGUAUCCCCGCUGUGUACACCCUCAUGACAGUCUGCUGGGCCAAGGAGCCUCGCAGAAGGCCCGCUUUCCACAAACUGAGGGAGAAACUUGCACAAGAGAUGCCUAAACACAGCCCUGGUUUUGAGUCGGAACAACAAGAUGGAGUCGGGCGUGGAUCUGGAUGUGGCGGUCUGACAAUGUUUUGAAUUGCAUCUCUUGGACAGUCACGGAUUUUCUUCCACGUCAGACCUGUUAUUGAACAUUAUGGCUGACAAAUCAUUCAGGCUGGUCAGUUCAUUAGGUUCACCUGUACAAAUGAGAACCACAUCUGACAUCACGUAGGGUUAUUUAUUGUUUCUCUUCUCUCUCCACAUCAGAGGAGGUCUACUCAGCCUUACCUUGUUGAAUGUUACUAGUGGUUUGCAACUUGUUUGAAACCCUUUUACCUUUCACCUAUGCGUCACAUUUUUGGGGAUUUCUUCAUGGUCUUCCAGAUUUUUGUCAUUUUAAGAGUGACAGCUGAGUCACAGCUAAGCCUUUUGCUAUCCCUCUAUAGAUGAAUGCUGACGGAUGUUGAUUGAUGCAGGAGCUUGCAUUAAACGUAUCCGAGCAUCGGACGCUGAUGGGCAGCCAUGUCAUUUUUGGUCGUAAUCUUUCUCACAUUUUUGCGACCUAUUGUUCCACGUUUCAUCAUUCCUGUACCAUUACCCACUGUACCUGUUUCCGAUGGAUCUGCAUUUUCCCUCACUGAUUCGUUGAGCGGUGUAGCCAAAAACUGCAUCUCUCUCUCUCUCUCUCUCUCUCUCUCUCUCUCUCUGUUGCUCUCUUUGUCACUCUCUCUGCCUCUCUGUCUCGCUCCUUUUCUACUUUCUAACCCAAUUGGGCGAGGCAGACGGCCACACCACACUUAGGUCUGCUCAAGGUUUCUUCCCAAGAGGUAUCUUGUUCCUUGCCUCCGUUGCCUAGUGCUUGCUGAUGUGGGGCUCAGUUGGUCUUUUAAUGAGUGAGGAGUGUGGUCUUAGACCUGCUCCAUGUGUAAAGUGCCCUGAGACAAUGUUUGUUGUGAUUUGGCUGUGGCGCUAUAUAAAUAUUGAAUUGAAUCUUCCUAUCCUUCUUUCUAGCUAUCUUCCUGGUGUCUUCCAAUCCAUCUUUCUUUGUACCUUCCCAUCAAUUAUCCUAUCUUUCUAGCUAGUGGUCUUUCUGCAUUUCUAUCUUUCUUUCUGUCUAUCUAGCUAUCUUUUUCCCCCAGAUAUCUUUCUUUCAUUCUUGCAUAAUGCCAAAAGAUUAAUAUGUCAAAUUAUUGAAAGAAAAAAAAGGGCAUCAAACUGGUGUAAUUUAUUAAACUAUAGAAAUUUAACAGUGUGAAGAUAGGCAGAUAGUAGGUUAUCAAAACUGAUAACCUACUAUCUGUCUAUCUGUCGUUAUGUCUAUGAGACUUGGUUUAAGUGCAUAUGCCCCCCAGGCUGCUUUGUAUCAGAAAUGUAAUGAAAUGUUAUUUUGCUGCUGGCCUAGAAGCAAUUUCACUUGAGGAGUCAGCAGAAAAUGAAGUCCCUUUUUCUAGAUUGUUGCCACAUUGGAUGAGCGCGUUGGGGAGAUUUAAGUCGGUGUAAGCUCAGUAUUUGUCUCUGUCCCACGAGACACAAAACCAAAUUGAGGGUUGAUCCGUAUCACCCAAUGAACCAGCGUCGUGGAGCAUUGCUUCAAUCUGCCCAGUGUUUUUUUUUUGUUUUUUUUUUUCUUCCCCCUCAAGACCCAUAAUGGGAUGAGCUGCAAUGUUCUACACAAGGAUUUACCACAAAACCAAAUGUAAAAAAAUGAUGAUGAUGAUGAUGAUAAUAAUAAAAGAUUUGAUGGGGUUGCGUGAAGGAUUUACAUUUGCUUGCUGUGUACUGGGGUGUGUUUUUGCCUCACAGGACACACUGGGGCUUUUAUCCCACUGGCCAUAUGCUAAUGUGGGCAUCUAAUACCUUCUAAGGUGGGCUUUCUGCUUUACUUUGACAGACAUCAAGCUGUCUAAUGACCAUUAAUUGACAGAGAGCAAUGGAAACCUUUCACUAGUACUUAAUAUCCUUCACAGUCUAUCUCUACAAUAUCGCUUUACUGUGUCUUUAUCGCUAGCUAUAUCAUUCUAUCAGUCUCUUACUGUACAUUUAAAGCAUUUAUUUACUCUUGUAAUUUGCUAGUUUUCAAGUACAUUAAUCAUUCAUUAUUAUGAGACUUGGUCCUAUUUAUUCCAUUUCACAUUUUCAAAUCAACAUAAGCACUUAUUUGAAUUAUUUAUUCUCCACUGACUGGAUAUAGGUGUCUUUUAAUUGUUGCAUUCAUGGAGACAUUUAGAUCAUUAGAGUGGAGCAGUUGCAUAGAUUACCUGUCAACUAACCAAAAUCCGGCUAAGAACUGUAUGUUUAGCCCACAAUGCGGUUUAGUGCCAAAUAGGCCAUGCUCAGACUUGAGACUCAUGACCUCCAUGCUGCUGAACUCAUUUGGGGACUAGCUCAAUUUCUAUUCAAAUUGCUUGCUA